Haemonchus placei is the source of this 594-nucleotide messenger RNA. The record is from the annotation of a GenBank genome assembly. NCBI's taxonomy places the organism in Eukaryota, Metazoa, Nematoda, Chromadorea, Rhabditida, Trichostrongylidae.
AUGCGAGUGAUCCGGAAUGAAGUCACUCAGCAGGCGGAAAGAUAUAGAGAGCGCACGAAGAAAUACUAUGAUGACAAAAAGGCGGUGGACAAGUCUUAUUCGGCGAGAGUAGGCGGAAGAGUUUUCGUGAAGAUGCAGCCGCGAGAGCGGAGCCAUGCAAAACACCUCAAGAUAGCAUUCAAGUGCGACGGACAAAUUUCUCCGAGUGUGAACGAACGUCCUGGCUCCCCGUUGUCAUCUCGUCGCUGUAGUCAGAAGAUUAUCGUCUCUCAUCUCAUACCUUCGGUGCCACCUCCAGCAGCUGGCGAAAGAAUCCAGUGUGUUCUGGAUGCGGCAAGAGUGUUAGCUGUUUGGAAAGGGGCAAAGACUACUCUGUUCUACUACAGGUCUUUCCGUGAAGUCCGGCGUAGUAACAACAUGUUGUUCGCUGGUGGAGUUAGAACCGUUAUGUGGGUGAUGCCGCCAAAGGAACCUGAGGAUGCUUUCUCGUGGAUUCAGUUCACUGCAACGGUUGACCUUUGGUUAUCCUACGGAGCGCAUGUUUGGAUGGUGAAUGGGCCCCGCUCAUGCGAUGACGUAGCUGGAAUUGUAUGA